CACACAUAUACAUCAAUCUCUGACACAAGCCUCGAGAGGCUGAUUUCUACCCCCUGAGCUCAGCGGAGCGCGGGAGGACACGAGCUGAACUAAUGGACAUACAUUCCUCCAGGAACAUGAAGAAGCCAAGGACGUUGCGCUGCGGCAUAAAGCUUUUCGUCCUGUGCCACGGCCUCCUGCAGUUCUCUCAGCUGCUCUACAGCUCUUAUUUCAAGAGCACCAUCACCACAAUUGAGAGACGCUAUGGCCUCAGCAGCUACUCCUCAGGAACCAUUUCCUCUCUCAACGAGGUCAGUAACAGUGUGCUGAUCGUGUUCGUGAGCUACUUUGGAAAUCGGGUUCACCGUCCUCGCGUUAUUGGAGCUGGUGGACUACUGAUGGCUGUCAGUGCCAUGAUGCUGACCUUACCUCACUUCUUAUCCCAGCCCUACGAAUACGACUCUGUUUUACAUAAUCUCCACGACAUUUGCAACCUGCAGAAGAACUCGAGCAGCCCUGAAUCUUGUGGCCGUGACGAGACCAGGCGUCUGGCUGACACCAACAACCUGUGGCUGCUCAUGGCCACUGCUCAGCUGCUCUUUGGUGUUGGCGCGGUGCCCAUCCAGCCCUUUGGAAUAUCCUACAUAGAUGAUUUUGCAGGACCUGGCAACUCCCCUCUUUACAUAGCCGUCCUGUUUGCAGUGUCCGUGUUUGGGCCUGCCAUUGGCUACCUGCUGGGCUCAGUCAUGCUGCGGCUGUAUGUGGAUGUGGACAAAUUUGGUUUAGGAGCCGAACAAGAGCUGAGGCACGGUGAUCCUCGCUGGGUCGGGGCCUGGUGGAUCGGCCUACUCAUCACCACUGGCUGCCUGGUUCUCACCUCCAUCCCCUACUUCUUCUUCCCUCGUAGAAUGCCUACAGAAGAUGAUGUGAUUGGAAGCGAAAGUGACAUGAGUGAUGACUUCAAGAAGCCAGAUAUCUCCUUACUUGAUUUCCUGAAAAUGUUUCCCAGAAUGUUUGUCCACCUCCUGUGGAGCCCUCUCUUCCUGAUGCUGGUCCUGGCCCAGUGCUGCUUCUCCUCAGUGAUUGCGGGUCUCUCUACGUUCCUGAACAAGUUUCUGGAGCGGCAGUACAGCACUUCGGCUGCCUACAGCAGCCUGCUAGUAGGUGCUGUGAAUCUGCCAGCAGUAGCAGUGGGAAUGCUGGUUGGUGGGAUCAUCAUGAAGAGGGCAGGUCUCUCUCUGAAGACUAUCCCACGUUUCUCUGUGGUCGUGCUGACCAUAUCCACCCUCCUCUGUAUCCCUCUCUUCUUCAUGGGCUGUCCCACCCAGAAAGUCUCAGAGGUCAAUCAUCAAAUUGGAAAGUAUGGGUCACUAGCCACGUGUUACUCCAACUGCUCCUGUCCUGUCAGCGCCUUCAACCCCGUGUGUGGUUCUGAUGGUAUCGAGUACAUUUCUCCUUGUCAUGCAGGCUGCACCAACUUCACUAAAGACCCCAACAACACCCACAGGGUUCAGCUGUAUACCAACUGUAGGUGUAUAUCUGGGAGCGAGAGUCACGCCCGCCAAACUCCCUGUCCCAACAGCUGCCCUCAUUUACUUCUCCCCGUCAUACUCGUCAUGUCUCUGGCAUCACUGAUUGCCUGCCUCACUCAUAACCCCAUGUACAUGAUGGUGCUCAGAUCUGUUCCCCAUGAAGAGAAGUCAUUUGCGAUAGGAAUCCAGUUUUUACUCAUAAGAGUAUUAGCCUGGCUACCUGCUCCUGCUCUAUACGGGAUGGCCAUUGAUACAUCAUGUAUCUGGUGGAAGCGUGUAUGCGGAAAGAAGUUCAACUGUGGUUACUAUGACAACAACAUCUUGAGGAACCGAUACUUGGGGUUACAGGUGGGCUAUAAGGUCAUGGGCAUCGUCCUGCUGAUGAUGCUGGGGUGGAAGGUGCAUCGGACUCAGGAGUACAGUCUGGAGAAAAGGCCCGAAGCACUACUGUGACCCUGCUGAGCGUCCGUGUUGAUCGAAGCCUCUCUGUUUCUUAAAGCUUUGCUGUGGUGUUAAACGUUUUGAAGAACAGUGCGCUGAGAAAAGCUGUGUCAGUGGGAGGAAGCCACCAGCCAAGAUAGGCCUACACUGACCUCAAUUUCUGUAGGCCCACCUCUCUAUGUGGUGCUUAACUGGUUGGAGUAAAAAUAUAUAUUUUACAAAUGGGAAAAUUUAUCAUGUUUGUGGAUGCUUUAACGCUUAUGUUUGGAAUUACUCUGCCAAUAUGAACCACUCAUUACAAGUUAAGAGAGGACAGCUGAAACACCUCUCUUGUGUGGUACCUCACAACAUUUUACAUGGAUCUGAGACAGGGAUGAGAAAUCUGACCAAUGAUAAAACAACAGAUAAUUAUCUUUGUAUAUUACUUGUUCCUAUAACGUAGGAAUCUAUUCAGGUUUCUAUUUGCAAUGGAAACAUACUCUGUAACUAAUUAACUGUAUAGCUUAAUAUUUAAGUUUAUUUUUUAUAGAUGUUUGUCUCAUACACAGAGACAUCUGUGAUAACUGCAAUACUCAUUUCAUAUAACAUCAAUUAUACUUGAUUAAAAUGCAAUGUUAAUGAAAUUUCAGAUAUCAAGUUACUCGUAAAUUGAAUUAACCAUACACAUUAUGCUAUCUACUGGUGCGGUUAUAUGGCUGUUAUCACAGUGGAGUGCAUAGAUGUGUAAGUAUUACUGGCUAAUAAAAAUUAUACAGUACAAGUCAA
Xiphias gladius (swordfish) is the source of this 2717-nucleotide messenger RNA. It is a transcript of the gene slco2a1, whose product is annotated as solute carrier organic anion transporter family, member 2A1. Bases 93 to 1964 code for a protein of 623 amino acids. The transcript is spliced from 14 exons. Gene Ontology annotation, molecular function: prostaglandin transmembrane transporter activity; protein binding. NCBI's taxonomy places the organism in Eukaryota, Metazoa, Chordata, Actinopteri, Istiophoriformes, Xiphiidae. Gene Ontology annotation, cellular component: membrane. The record is from RefSeq and is a predicted model, not a curated record. Gene Ontology annotation, biological process: transmembrane transport; prostaglandin transport; sodium-independent organic anion transport.